AUGAAAGGUGUCACCACUCUGGCAGGGAUAAUUAACCCUGAUAUCAUGAGGAGAAGGCUAAGAGCUGUGAGUCCAGCCAAGGUGUGUGCCAAGGAGGAGCGCGAAGAGUUUGAACCCAGACCACACAUGGUUGAGAGCUACAAAGUGGGGAUUGUGUUUGGGGAAUGCAAAGGCCAAGGCCCCAAAGUAAGAAUCAUGAUGAUGGAAGAACAGAAAGCGGCUGUUUUCAUCCAAGCCUGGUGGCGGGGCACCCUGGUGCGCAGGACUCUGCUGCACACGGCUCUCAGAGCGUGGAUCAUUCAACGCUGGUGGAAACAGAAGCUGGUGAAGCUGCAGGAGAAGAGGCGGCGGACGUCUCUAGAAUGCUACGCGCGGCAAGAAUGGGCAGCUGUCAAGCUACAAUCCUGGUUCCGCAUGUGGUGCAUCCGCCUUCGUUACUGCCGUUUGCUCCACGCUGUCCGCAUCAUUCAGGUCUAUUGGCGCUGGCAUAGCUGCCAUACCCGUGGCUUUAUUCAGGGCCGUUACGACCUCAAAGAAAACCAACUGAAUCUUCAACUUGAAAUCUCUUUGGGCUCGCAAGCUUGUAGUGUACAACAGUACAUACCCCUUCCAAUACAGGAAUGA
This is a messenger RNA of Lagenorhynchus albirostris (white-beaked dolphin), 624 nucleotides long. It is a transcript of the gene IQCF5, whose product is annotated as IQ motif containing F5. Gene Ontology annotation, molecular function: calmodulin binding. The record is from RefSeq and is a predicted model, not a curated record. The transcript is spliced from 3 exons. Bases 1 to 624 code for a protein of 207 amino acids. NCBI's taxonomy places the organism in Eukaryota, Metazoa, Chordata, Mammalia, Artiodactyla, Delphinidae.